UUAUAAACAAACCCUUCACCAAUGCGGUAUAUAGGCUUCAUACACCAUAUAGGUCACAGCUUCAGUCAACCUCCCAAUAAAGUUUUGAUAUAUACUUACCCAUCAUGGCAGUCCCAAAGAAUGUCCUCGAUAAGAUCAAAGCGGCGAUACGGGCCAACAAUUCCCCUACCGGGAGUUCGAGGCAGUUCAUAACAAGGUAUCUAAAAUCCGAGUUCAGUUACAACAAUGCCAACGCGAUCAAAGUGGCACUGAAGAAAGGGGUGAGUACGAAGGCAUUGAAUCAGAUAGGGCAGAGUUUCCUGGUGAUCGGGGAUAAGAUAGAUCAGGUGGCAAAGCCAAUUUCCAAAGAAAACGAACUCGUGAUCGAGGAUUUGACCAUCGGAAAUGGAGAAGGGCCCGUGGGCGUGGGCGAUACCGUAGCGGUUGACUAUAUAGGCACGCUAGACGAUGGCACACAGUUUGAUAAAAGCAAAAACUUUGAAUUUCACGUCGGGGCGGGUGACGUAAUCAAGGGUUGGGAUAGAGGGGUGGUGGGUAUGCGAGUAGGCGGCACGCGAUCACUGGUGGUUGGCUCCCGUCUCGGCUAUGGAAAGAGAGGGAGCAAGCCAGACAUCCCACCCAAUGCAACUCUACAUUUCACACUGUUGCUCAGGAAAAUAUUCUAGAUCACCAAGAAUACCUCUUAUCAAUAUCGACAGCUG
Sphaeroforma arctica JP610 is the source of this 701-nucleotide messenger RNA. RefSeq lists its product as hypothetical. Lineage: Eukaryota; Ichthyosporea; Ichthyophonida. Gene Ontology annotation, molecular function: DNA binding; peptidyl-prolyl cis-trans isomerase activity. The transcript has a single exon. The record is from RefSeq and is a predicted model, not a curated record. Gene Ontology annotation, biological process: nucleosome assembly. Bases 105 to 665 code for a protein of 186 amino acids. Gene Ontology annotation, cellular component: nucleosome.